Molecule: messenger RNA, 1810 nt
Organism: Castor canadensis (American beaver)
Lineage: Eukaryota; Metazoa; Chordata; Mammalia; Rodentia; Castoridae
Gene: Cmas
Product: cytidine monophosphate N-acetylneuraminic acid synthetase
Molecular function (GO): N-acylneuraminate cytidylyltransferase activity
Source: RefSeq, a predicted model, not a curated record
CGGCGCCGAGCUGAGCUGGCGGGGGACGAGCUCCCGGAUGUGGAGAAGCUGGGGAGAAGGCGUGGGAGGAAGAUGGACUCGGUGGAGAAGGGGUCCGCCACUUCCGUCCCCAACCCGCGGGGGCGGCCGUCUCGGGGCCGGCCUCCGAAGCUGCAGCGCAACUCCCGCGGCGGCCAGGGUCGCGGCGUGGAGAAGCCUCCGCACCUGGCGGCGCUCGUGCUGGCCCGCGGCGGCAGCAAAGGCAUCCCCCUGAAGAACAUUAAGCACCUGGCGGGGGUCCCGCUCAUUGGCUGGGUCCUGCGUGCGGCCCUGGACUCGGGGGUCUUCCAGAGCGUGUGGGUUUCAACAGACCAUGAUGAAAUUGAGAAUGUGGCCAAGCAAUUUGGUGCACAAGUUCAUCGAAGAAGUUCUGAAACUUCCAAAGACAGCGCUACCUCGCUAGACGCCAUUGUAGAAUUUCUUAAUUAUCACAAUGAGGUUGACAUCGUAGGAAAUAUUCAAGCUACUUCUCCAUGUUUACAUCCUACUGAUCUUCAGAAAGUCGCAGAAAUGAUUCGAGAAGAAGGAUAUGAUUCUGUUUUCUCUGUUGUGAGACGCCAUCAGUUUCGAUGGAGUGAAAUUCAGAAAGGAGUUCGCGAAGUGACUGAGCCUCUGAAUUUGAAUCCAGCUAAACGGCCUCGUCGACAAGACUGGGAUGGAGAGUUAUAUGAAAAUGGCUCAUUCUAUUUUGCUAAACGACAUUUGAUAGAGAUGGGUUACUUACAGGGUGGGAAAAUGGCAUACUAUGAGAUGCGAGCUGAGCAUAGCGUGGACAUCGAUGUUGACAUUGACUGGCCGAUUGCAGAGCAGAGAGUGCUGAGAUUUGGCUAUUUUGGCAAAGAGAAGCUUAAGGAGAUAAAGCUUUUGGUUUGCAAUAUUGAUGGAUGUCUCACCAACGGCCACAUUUAUGUGUCAGGAGACCAAAAAGAAAUAAUAUCUUAUGAUGUAAAAGAUGCUAUUGGGAUAAGCUUACUAAAGAAAAGUGGUAUUGAGGUGAGGCUCAUCUCAGAAAGGGCCUGCUCCAAGCAGACCCUAUCUGCCUUAAAGCUGGAUUGCAAAAUGGAAGUCAGUGUGGCUGACAAGCUAGCCGUUGUGGAUGAAUGGAGAAAAGAAAUGGGCCUAUGCUGGAAAGAAGUGGCAUAUCUUGGAAAUGAAGUGUCUGAUGAAGAGUGCUUGAAGAGAGUGGGCCUGAGUGGUGUUCCUGCUGAUGCCUGUUCCACGGCCCAGAAGGCUGUUGGAUAUAUUUGCAGAUGCAGUGGUGGCCGCGGUGCCAUCCGAGAGUUCGCAGAGCACAUUUUCCUUCUAAUGGAAAAGGUGAAUAAUUCUUGCCAAAAAUAGAAACCAGUAUGAUGUUGAGAAAGAAAGAACACAGUCUGCUUUAGCCACUUCCCUUUCAUUUUUGUUAAAUACAAUUCCAUGGUUUAGUGUUGCAGAGGGUGUGAUUUGAUUUGUGGUAUAUCUUGAUAUCUUUUAAAAGCAAAGUCUAAUCAAAUGAUCAUUCCAAAACCUAAGAGAUAAUUGUGCUCUACUUUUUUCUCUUCAUGCAAGGUAAUCUUUUAGAGAUUGAUCAUAGUCUUUCUCAGAUUUUUAGUAAAUGCAAGUACAACACCAUCAAAAUUGACUUUGUAUCGUUCCCUGUGAAACUGUGUAGUUGUGUGGUUCCAAUGAUGCUGGGGUUUUAUUUAUUGGAGACAGCAUGUCUGGUAAGACAUGCCCUUCCAUUAAUUAAUAAAAUUGCAUUUCACAAACUUGAUGAAAACUGCCUCAUUCU